AGAAAUCCUGGGUUCCACUUCAAGCUUUGGGGCUGCUUUUUCCCAACCAGGAGGCAGCUGUUCUAUCCAAAUCACCAAUACUCCACUAUCAGUGGUUUCCCACAAGAACAUUGCAUGGUCUUAUGAGUGAGUGGCUCUGAAUUCCCUGGCGAUUACAAAUACUUACCAAUUAUUAUUAAUAGUUUAUCUGACAUUUAUUUAUGCAUGUACUUGUAAUUGCUCCCAGCUUUCUUCCUUGAGUAUACCAUUCUGAGCCAAUUUCCUACAGUAAGCUCUGAUUAGUGUGGUCCUGAAUUCCCAUUUGAAAUUUUCUGAAUCCAUUCUUCCUUAUGAUGUUUGUCAAUCUACCAAUAUCAUCAGACCUGCUCUCAUUUCUGCUUUACUGAUUGGCACUGAGAUAAGCCCCUCUGUUCCAAUAAAAGCGAAUUCCCAGAUAUCUUAUGUCAUGGUACCUUAACUCCCUUUCCCUUUUAUAUUUAGGAUUCCUGCCCACCUAAACUUUUUAAUAAACCUAGAUGAUAUUUGCAUAUUACUACCUCUAAACUCUUCUUUUAGAACCUUCUAUCUCCGUUAACUCACCAGCCCCUUCUCAAACCUUUUCCUGCAGUCAUAUAUACUUGUCUCUUGACUGUGGCUUAUAAUGCCACUUCCUUAACAGAUCUUUGAUGACACUAUUGAACGAGAUUUCCUCAAGUUUUCCUGGAUUAUCUAUUAUCCAAGCUUCCCUUAGUAUCUAGGCCCAUCCCUGGUUCACAGACACAGAAUCUCAGGAGAGUGCCUUGAAAGUUUAACUUGAACAAGUAGAGUUGCCCAGGAAGUUAGGAAACAUCCUCUACACCAGGUUUGCUGGAGUUCAUGGCUACAUAUUGGAAAUGCCAAAUGCUUGGAUGAAGGCACGGAAUCAACCUCUCUGGGUCCUUUCUGGGUCAGUGCUGGACAUGGUAUCCAGUCUAUGGCAGUUCAGGGGAGCACUUCAUUGUGCCAUACUUUCUUUGGGGCAGGAAGGAGCAGGGAGGGGCACUCCCAGUAGUGCUCAGGGUUUACCCUUGGCUCUAUGCUCAGGAUCACUUCUGGUAGGCUUGGGAGACCAUAUGUGGUGCCAUGGAUCAAAUGGGUCUUGCCUUCAAGCACCCUUCCCACUGUACUAUGGCUCUGGUCCCAGGUCGUGUAUUCUUCUUCCAAGUACUAUAUAAAAUAUUUGAGAAUAGGGUAGAACACAUCAUGUUGCUUAUUCUAGAAUAUCAAACAUGGUGCAAUUUAUAUUGUAGAGACUCUGAAAUUUAUUAUAUUUUCUGAUAGCACUAUCAUUCUUUUAAUUUCCAAUUCCUAAGAUUCUAGGGGAGGAUUAAGGCAGAUUGAUAACUUUAUGCAAUAGUAUAUGUUAUCAUUCUGAAAUUUCUUAGGAAGGGAAUUAGGAAGAACUCAGUUUCACUUUUCCCACGUAUGCAAAUAGCUGGUCAAACAGUGUAACAAACUCAACUACUUCCGUCAUAGACUAUGCCCUGAUUUGUUUCAGAAGUGAAAAAAGAUCCUUGUUCUGAUAUGUUAGGUCCUUAUCAUUAACUUUAUAAGAAUAAAUUCAUGGAUGGACACCUACAAGGGUCCUUCUCUGAGCAUUGAGCUAGAACUGGUAUCAAAGAGAAGGGAUGGUACACCAGCUCUCAGGUAAAAGCAAGAUCACCAAGUCCUUAUCAGUGAGUACCUCUGAGUUUAACUAAUUCUGUCCCAUUCCAGUGAAAAUAGUGUCUUUAACCAUUUUCAGCUGUAUAAAGUUUUAUACUAUUUACUUGGUCCCUAGAGCCAUAUGUUCAAGAUUUGUUCUCAGUUUCUCAAAUUAGAAUUAACCAGCCUACAGAGUUAAGGACUAAAGUUUUAAGCUACGAGAGCAUUUGGGUCAUUAACAUCUGUUGGCUCUGAUUCAACUUGAAGCAAUGAAUACUGCAUGUGUUGAAAUGUUAUCAUAUGAGUAAUGUUGCUCCUAAUUCAUUAUAUUGUUUGAUUUCAAACUAGAUACACAGUUCCAACAUUUUUUCACCAUAUCCCUCUGUGAGUUUUGCAUUGCCUCUCAACACACACAUACAAAGCAGCCAAAGUUUCAUGAAAAAUAGUUUCUCAUAGUACACACAAUGAAGUUAUUCUUUUCUCUUCUAUUCCAUUCAUUUUAAAAUGCUAGUCUAGGGCUGAGUACAUAGGUAUGUGAAGAGCAAUAGCCUUACAUGUGUGAGGUUCUUGUUCACUCUCUGGCACUGAAAAAGAAAUCCUUAAAACAGUAAUCAUUUCUAUUAAGUCACAAGUUCUCAACCUUAGAUUUGUGUAAAUGACCUGAAAUGUGCUAAUUUCCAGUGUUUGGGAAUGUUCCCUCCAGAAAAUUUAAUGUACAUAGCAGGUGAAUAACUUGUGCAAUCUAUGGGUUUUCUAGCCCACAAAUUGGUCCUGACUUGCUGUUUAAAAAAAACAGACAUGGCACAAUGUUAGGCAUUAAUUUUUAAGAAGAGAGUUCUUAAGAGGGGAGAGCAUGGAAAUAUUCUUUUGACUUGGGAUUUUAUUGAUGUUCCAAAAUAUUUGUCUUUGUUCUAUCUCAGUCACUGUGUCUCUCCCUGUUUCUCCCUCCCCUUGCCCUUGUUCCCUCACUCACUACCCCAAUAUUCAGCUUGGAUCUGACCUGGCGAGACAUGCAACACCUGACUGUGCUCACCUCCAAGCGGAACCAACUUCAUGAUGAGGUUCAUCAGUGGCGACGGAACGGGGUCGGCCUGGAAUUUAAUCACCUUUUUGGCUAUGGGGUACUUGAUGCUGGAGCAAUGGUGAAAAUGGCAAAAGACUGGAAAACGGUGCCUGAGAGAUUCCACUGUGUUGGAGGCUCCGUGCAGGACCCUGAGAAAAUACCCUCUUCUGGCAAGUUGGUGCUGACCCUUACAACUGAUGCCUGUGAGGGGAAGGAAAACUUUGUGCGCUACCUGGAGCAUGUCCAAGCUGUCAUAACGGUCAACGCGACCAGGAGAGGAGACCUGAACAUCAACAUGACCUCCCCCAUGGGCACCAAGUCCAUCUUGCUGAGCCGGCGGCCGAGGGAUGACGACUCGAAGGUGGGCUUUGACAAGUGGCCUUUUAUGACCACCCACACUUGGGGGGAAGACGCCCGAGGAACCUGGACCCUGGAGUUGGGGUUUGUCGGCAGUGCACCCCAGAAAGGGGUGCUGAAGGAGUGGACACUGAUGCUCCAUGGCACGCAGAGCGCCCCCUAUAUUGACCAAGUGGUGAGGGAUUACCAGUCCAAGCUGGCCAUGUCCAAGAAGGAAGAGCUGGAGGAAGAGCUGGACGAAGCUGUUGAGAGAAGCCUGAAAAGCAUCCUGCACAAGAACUAGCACUGCUCACCAGCCUCGCUGCCCUCGCGCCCUCCCCCACCUCUGCCUCUCUGUCCUCACUUCACACUUCCAUCAGGCACCUAGCAAUUACUUUCCCCACACACAGGCGAUUCCAGCGUCUUGAUCUGAAGCUGCACUCACUGUUGAUUAUUUUCAUUCCAAAAAGGCAAUCUUUUUUAUUCUAUAUCCCAAAUACAGUGUUCUCACAAGCACCUA
Sorex araneus (European shrew) is the source of this 3581-nucleotide messenger RNA. RefSeq names its product proprotein convertase subtilisin/kexin type 2 (gene PCSK2). Gene Ontology annotation, cellular component: Golgi membrane; trans-Golgi network. Gene Ontology annotation, biological process: protein processing. The transcript has 2 exons. The record is from RefSeq and is a predicted model, not a curated record. NCBI's taxonomy places the organism in Eukaryota, Metazoa, Chordata, Mammalia, Eulipotyphla, Soricidae. Bases 2673 to 3365 code for a protein of 230 amino acids. Gene Ontology annotation, molecular function: serine-type endopeptidase activity.